AUGGAGGACGAUGAGAUGCGUGAUCUACCUUCUGCUGAAGAACAACUCGAGGAAACAGGCGCGUCAAAAAUUGCCCCUCCUCAAACAGGAGCUGGUGCACCGGCUGUAAGAUCUGUCGAGGGAUGGAUUGUACUCGUCACAAACGUACACGAGGAGGCAAGUGAGGAGGAGCUUCAUGACAAGUUUGGGGAAUAUGGGGAAAUCCAGAAUCUACAUCUGAAUCUCGAUCGAAGGACGGGUUACGUCAAGGGAUACGCCUUAAUAGAAUACUCUACCCUUGCCGAGGCUCGCGAUGCAAUCGCCCAAACAGACAAUACUAAACAUCUCGAUCAAACCAUCUAUGCCGAUUUUGCCUUCGUCAGUCCACCACCUGACCAUAAGAGCAGCAACCGCGGUCCCGGUGGUGGGAGAGCCGGUGGCGGAAGGGCCGGUGGUGGGAGGGCCGAUGAUAGUAGAUCCAACAGACGUGACAGAAACAGCGGAAACAGGGGAGUUCGUGGCCCCGCAAGGUCGAGCCGGAGUAGAUCGCCUGCGGCAACGAAAGAGGAGGACGUGGAGGAACGGACACAAGCUGCCCCCGAGAGCCGGAUCGGAUAA
Molecule: messenger RNA, 597 nt
Organism: Morchella sextelata
Lineage: Eukaryota; Fungi; Ascomycota; Pezizomycetes; Pezizales; Morchellaceae
Exons: 2
Coding region: 1-597 (198 amino acids)
Biological process (GO): RNA splicing
Cellular component (GO): exon-exon junction complex; cytoplasm; nucleus
Molecular function (GO): mRNA binding
Source: RefSeq, a predicted model, not a curated record